Molecule: messenger RNA, 3838 nt
Organism: Hypanus sabinus (Atlantic stingray)
Lineage: Eukaryota; Metazoa; Chordata; Chondrichthyes; Myliobatiformes; Dasyatidae
Gene: atl2
Product: atlastin GTPase 2
Exons: 9
Coding region: 1735-2805 (356 amino acids)
Biological process (GO): endoplasmic reticulum organization; protein homooligomerization
Molecular function (GO): GTPase activity; GTP binding
Source: RefSeq, a predicted model, not a curated record
CACUUGUCAUCUUGUGCACAUCUUAUGUAGUCACUUUUCAUCCUCCUUUGCUCCAAAGAGAAAAGGUGUAGCUCACUCAGCCCAUCCUUGAGAGACAUAUUCUGUAGUCCAGGCAACAGAUCUUUUGCACUAAGGAGGUACAAUCUAUAUUUGGGAAGUUGAAGUACCCUUUGACAUCAGCCCUGCUAUUUUUGCCUCCUGAUCUGCUUCUCAGUGUUUCAUGCUUUUUUUGUGUGUGCAGGUGGUGGUGGGGUGUUGCUUCUGUAGAAUACUCAUAAAAGUGAUUGUUUUUCCAUUAGGUCAGGCAGUGGAAGUUGUAUUGGAGCAUGUAUUACUUGCAAGGGCUGUGAAAUUAUCUAAACUGCUAAAGAUGCUGUGUGUUAUCUAAUCAGUGCUAGAGACUGAGAUGACUGGUGUAACUACUUUGGUUCUGUCCUCUUGGGUUGCCAAGGGGGGGAUGGAUUCUGUUAUCUUGGGCAAAAUAAUAAUAGCAACCUGUUUAUAAGAGCAAUUUUUGUGCAAAUUUUGUUCAAAGAAUGUUACAAAUUGAUAAAGUACAAGAAUAAAAAUAAAAGACAAUGUCCCAUCUUCCUACAGGUAUAGGACUUGCAUGUUAUAAUAUUAUGUGGCAUAGAUUUACUUGGAACUGCUUUUCUCUCUUGGGGCAGCUGUGAUCUCAUUAGAUCUUGAACUCAUUUGUUCAAAUUACUUCCCUAUUGGUCUCCUUUGCUUAGGUUCUGUUUUCAACUCUUGUCAUUUUUUUUUGGAUAUUCUACUCUGGUAUGAGCUGGAUCUUCUAGCUCUCAGCUUCAAGCAUUCUGUCUAUGCGCAUUCCAGUGAGUCAUUAAUACUCAAAGCCCAUUACUGAUGUCUAAUAGAACAAGCACGAGGAAAUCUGCAGAUGCUGGAAAUUCAAACAACAACACACACAAAAUGCUGGUGCCAGCAUUUUGUGUGUCUAAUAGGACAAGGUAUUUUUGGUGGUGCAGGAGAAAAGUAUAGUGUUGAUGCAUCCCUUUAAAAAAAAACCUCUUCCCUGCUAUCCAUCCUAUGCAGUGCCUUUUAGAGGGUUACAGUCCCAAAGAUAACGUAGGUUCACUAUUCCUCCAUUAUCUACUUGCUUUCAUAGGUAGAUCAUUACAUUUUCCAGUUUCAUUGUCAUGUGUUUCAGUUCCCAAAGAUGCAUAUUAUGCCUCUCAGGGCUAAAAAUUGAGAUUCCGUAAUUUGCUUUUCUAUUGACAUUUAAUGUUAUUGGCUAAAUGUUGUGCUCAGUCAGUUAUGUUUGUCCUGAUUCUGAAGCUGACUCAAGCGCACAUCCUGCUUUCCUCUACUUUCAGGGCUGUAAUAAUACCAUUAAUUCUUCUUUCUAAAUGCUUUCUGCAAUGCAUGUAACAACUUAUUUCCUUUACCCUUGUCCUCACGUUCAUGCAUACACUGUUAUUACAAUGCUUUUCACUAUUUGCCUUUUUGGCAUUGAUGCAUGCAUCUUCCCAGUACUGCACUGCCAAAAACAUAUGACCUAUAUACACUGAUCACAAGUCAUCCAUUCUGGCCAUUUAUCUAAGUACCUCUGGAGCUCUAAUUUCCAAAGUGGUUGUGUUCUCUUCUAGGUGCUUCACUGGUUUAUUUAGUCAGCUUCUUCACGUAUCUCCCCAGCAAAGUUCAUAAACUUUGCAAAGUUAUUGAUCAUAACAUAACAUUUGACAGCUCUUCACAGAAUAUGGUCGACUGGCUAUGGAAGAAGUAUACCAAAAACCCUUUCAGACAUUAAUGUUUUUAAUAAGAGACUGGAGUUAUCCCUAUGAGCAUCCAUAUGGGCUGGAAGGAGGCAAGAGAUUCUUGGAAAAACGAUUGGAGAUAAAACAAAAUCAACAUGAAGAGUUGCAGAAUGUUAGAAAACACAUCCAUUCCUGUUUUGCCAAAAUCACCUGCUUCCUAAUGCCUCAUCCCGGUCUGAAAGUAGCUACAAAUCCUGGUUUUGAUGGGAGAUUAAAAGACAUUGAUGAUGAUUUCAAAAAAGAACUUCGCAAUGUAGUGCCAUUUCUGCUGUCCCCUGAGAACUUGGUAGAAAAGGAAAUAGGAGGAAGCAAAGUAACUUGUCGGGAUCUGGUUGAAUACUUCAAGGCUUACAUCAAAAUUUACCAAGGAGAGGAGCUGCCUCAUCCAAAAUCUAUGCUGCAGGCAACAGCUGAAGCCAAUAAUCUAGCUGCUGUUGCAGGAGCAAAAGAUAUCUACAACAAAGCGAUGGAGAUGUUUUGUGGGGGAGAUAAGCCUUACAUAGCACCAGCAGAUCUGCAGCAGCAACACCUGACCUUAAAAGAAGCUUCUAUCAAGCAGUUUCGCUCAGUCAAGAAAAUGGGCGGAGAAGAGUUCUGUCAGCGUUACCAAGAGCAACUUGAGCAAGAAAUGGAGGAGAACUAUGCAAAUUUUGUAAAGCACAAUGACAGCAAAAAUAUUUUUUAUGCUGCCCGUACACCUGCCACGCUCUUUGCUGUGAUGUUUGCCAUGUACAUUAUCUCAGGAGUGACUGGAUUUAUUGGUUUGAACUCGAUAGCUUCUUUAUGCAAUAUCGCAAUGGGAGUGGCUCUAAUAUCCCUCUGCACCUGGGCUUACACUAAGUAUUCUGGUGAAUUCAGAGAAUUUGGAGCAAUCAUUGAUCAAGUGGCUGAAACUAUAUGGGAACAGGUGUUGAAGCCACUGAGUGACAGUUUGAUGGAGGACAACAUAAAGCAAACUGUAGCAAACUCCAUCAAAGCAGGUUUGACUGAGCAGGGCUCCCAACAUGCCAAAUUAAAGACAAACUGACAAUCCAACUUGCCUGGUUCUUUUGCUGUCAAGUGUUUGCUAUAGGUUCUGGACUUGGUGCAUCAAUAUAUUCUGUGUAGAUUUUGAAGUGAAAGUCCCAACUUCACUGGAUGCUGCCAUAAAGGUCUGAAGAAAGAAGGAAUUUUGCUGGAGAAGAUUUUAAUAAUGGAUAGAAAAUUACAUUAAAUAAAGUUCAGGGAUAAAUUAAAAUCAAAAUUAAUUUUGAAUGUUACUUAUUGUCAUGAACAUAAGUUGAAUUUCCUUUUCAAGUCACCUCUAGUGCAUUGGUGGAUUUGUGUAAUAGACUGAUUUGUACUGAGUUAUCUGUACAGAUGAAUCAAUGGGAUCAUUUGAGGUGAUGCAUAGAAAAUCAGUCAGUGCAUACUUCCUUUAUUUUGUUAAAGUUCUGCUUUUAUUACCAGUAUUACAGUGCAUGAAUCCAAACUUUGUUAGGUUGAGAGUAAUUGAAGCUUGCCAGGCCUUUUUUUUUCCCUGAAUACAUACUGACAACAUCAUGCAUCAUUUACAGUUGAACUGCUGGGAGAUUUCACCAUUUCAUUACUGCCACUAAUCCAUCCAACAUGCUUUUCAUUUUCCUUUUUAACAGUAAGUCCAUCCACAAAGAACUGUUACCCAUGGUUGUAAGUUAGUAUUUGCCUGCACACUGCAUUAUCUUUAAUUUAAUUUUCUAUCAAAUUAUGGACAUGGGGCAUGUAUAUGAAAUAUAAAUAUAUAAAUACCAAAUUUUGUAUCAAAGUUUUUGUAGUUAAUGGCAAAAUCUGGUACAGUGGUAGACUCCGUGCAGUUUAUGUAAAGGACUGUUAUUUGUGAGUGAUGUAAGCAUCAAAAUGCAUCAAAUUUGAGGUUUUGAUAUAUUUGUGAUAUUAACUGCCUUGAGCGUUGCAAUCCUACCCCUUAUUGCAAAGCAUUGGGAAUGUUUGUUGUGGAAUUCAGUUGUCUUCUGUUGCAUUUUAAAGUUAUUUCCUGUAAUUUAUUUUUCAAUACAUAAUUAAAGUACUCUGAUAUUUCCUGC